ACAAAGCAAACAUCCCCCGAGCAGCACCGCCGCCCUCGGGAGCGGAGUUCCCCUCACCAGGGGCGCUGACGCGAGACCUGCCGACACCGCCACGGGAACGACGAAAUCAAGAUGGCGGCAGUCCGCCGGCAGGGCUGAGACUACACCUCCCAGCAUGCCCUGUGGCACUAUCGAGGGGAAGCAGCGCCUCGCUUACGGCUCCGCGGUGCUGGACUACACCUCCCGUGGGGCGCCGCGCGGCUGGCGGGGCGGGGCUGGUGAGUGGUGGCUCGGAGUGCCCGCCUCCCCUAAAAUGGCGGCGGCGGCGGCGCGCUGAGCGGGCGCGCGCUCGCCCCUCCUCCCCUCAGCGUCCCGGUGUUGUGGCUCUGGCCGCGGGCGGGGUCUGCGGGGCCUCGCUGAGGGGAGUCUGGGGCUGCGAGCCUGGUCGCCGGCCGGUCGCUGGCAGCUCGCUGGCAGGGGUGGGCGGCGCUCGACGGCGGCACCCGCUCAGGUAGAGCCCGGCGCUCCCGUCCCUUCGGCAGGAGGAGGAGGAGGAGGCUGCUGUGGGCGGGGGCCGCUCCGGCUCUUUCCCAGCUCGGCGGUGGCUGCGGCUCCGGGCUCCAUGUCGGACAACCAGAGCUGGAAUUCCUCCGGCUCCGAGGAGGACCCUGAGACCGAGCUCGGGUUGCCCAUUGAGCUCUGCGGGGUGCUCAGCAAGUGGACCAACUACAUUCAUGGGUGGCAGGAUCGAUGGGUAGUUCUGAAAAGCAACACACUCAGUUAUUACAAGUCUGAAGAUGAAACUGAGUAUGGCUGCAGAGGCUCUAUCUGUCUGAGCAAGGCUGUGAUUACACCUCAUGACUUCGAUGAAUGCAGAUUUGAUAUCAGUGUGAAUGAUAGUGUUUGGUACCUCCGAGCUCAGGACCCAGACCACAGACAACAGUGGGUAGAUGCAAUAGAACAACACAAGACUGAAUCUGGCUAUGGAUCAGAGUCAAGUUUGCGACGCCAUGGCUCCAUGGUGUCUCUUGUCUCUGGAGCAAGUGGAUACUCUGCAACAUCCACCUCUUCGUUCAAGAAGGGCCAUAGCUUACGUGAGAAGCUUGCAGAAAUGGAAACUUUUAGAGACAUCUUGUGUAGACAAGUUGAUACUUUACAGAAAUACUUUGAUGCUUGUGCAGAUGCAGUUUCCAAGGAUGAACUCCAGAGGGAUAAAGUGGUAGAAGAUGAUGAAGAUGAUUUCCCUACAAUGCGUCCUGAUGGGGAUUUUGUACAUAAUAGUAACAGCAGUAAGGAAAAAUUGUUUCCACAUGUGACACCCAAAGGAAUUAAUGGCAUAGACUUUAAAGGAGAAGCUAUAACUUUCAAGGCAACUACUGCUGGAAUCCUUGCUACACUCUCUCAUUGUAUUGAACUCAUGGUAAAACGUGAAGAAAGCUGGCAAAAAAGGCUAGAUAAGGAGGUAGAGAAAAGGAGAAGAAUUGAAGAAGCCUACAAAAAUGCUGUGACAGAACUGAAGAAAAAGUCCCACUUCGGAGGGCCGGACUAUGAGGAGGGUCCUAAUAGUCUGAUUAAUGAAGAAGAAUUCUUUGAUGCUGUUGAAGCUGCUCUUGAUAGACAGGAUAAAAUGGAAGAACAGUCCCAAAGUGAAAAGGUUAGAUUACACUGGCCAACAUCCUUACCUUCUGGAGAUGCAUAUACUGCUGUGGGGACUCAUCGAUUUGUGCAAACGCCCUAUAGUCGCUCUUCCUCCAUGUCUUCCAUUGAUCUAGUCAGUGCCUCUGAUGAUGUUCACAGAUUCAGCUCCCAGGUGGAAGAGAUGGUGCAAAAUCAUAUGACAUAUUCCUUGCAAGAUGUAGGAGGAGAUGCCAAUUGGCAGCUAGUGGUAGAAGAAGGAGAAAUGAAGGUAUACAGAAGAGAGGUGGAAGAGAAUGGAAUAGUUCUAGAUCCUUUGAAAGCAACGCAUGCUGUUAAAGGGGUAACAGGGCAUGAAGUUUGCCACUACUUCUGGAAUGUCGAUGUUCGUAAUGACUGGGAAACAACAAUUGAAAAUUUUCAUGUUGUGGAAAAUCUAGCAGAUAAUGCAAUCAUCAUUUACCAGACACAUAAGAGGGUGUGGCCAGCUUCUCAAAGGGAUGUGCUGUAUUUGUCUGCCAUCAGAAAAAUACCAGCAUUUAGUGAAAAUGAUCCAGAAACAUGGAUUGUGUGCAAUUUCUCUGUAGAACAUGACAGUGCUCCUCUGAACAAUCGCUGUGUCCGUGCCAAAAUCAAUAUUGCUAUGAUUUGUCAGACAUUAGUAAGCCCACCAGAGGGGAACAAGGAAAUAAGCAGGGACAACAUCCUGUGCAAGAUUACAUAUGUAGCUAAUGUGAACCCAGGAGGAUGGGCACCAGCAUCAGUGCUACGAGCAGUGGCUAAACGAGAGUAUCCAAAGUUCUUGAAGCGUUUUACAUCAUACGUGCAAGAGAAAACAGCAGGAAAGCCUAUUUUAUUCUAGUAUUAGCAGCAAUCAGAACAAGACUGAGUGAGCAUUCCACGUUGGAGAAGUGACCAUGCAUAGAGCACUCCAUGCUGGAACGAAGGAUCUACAGUCUUUUUAUGGCCUGAGUUCUAGGCUUUGUAUACUGAAGUGAAGAAGUGUUGCAACACCAUGAGGCUGAAUAUUUAAAAGUAGCUCUCUCCUGUUAACUUUUCUUGCUGAAUCAGUGUGUAAUUAUAAAUACAUGUAUUGAUAACAUGUAUAUGGCUCUACUUUUAUUUGCUUGCUUUAGAAGAAGAGCAUAUACAACUUUGAAUCACCAACAUGGGUUACCACUUUAAUUUUAAACAAGUUGCAGAAUUUCACUGUCGGCCUUCCUAAGAUACUUGUGCUGUUUUUGUGCAUGUCUAAAAAGCACAAAAGACAAAUGCACAUAUAGCAUAUUGUAUGUGCUUUAUAUGCACAAAAAUUUGUAUGGUAUUUUGGGGGAGUUUGGAGGAGGAGCUUCAGUAAAACGUAGGUGACUUGUUGAUAGGUUUUGUUCUGCUUUGUAUAAUCACAGUUCAUUGCUGCUGAUUUCUAUAAUGAAUCAUCUUGUUACAUAAAAUGUCAGUUAAUAACUGAGGGCUGUCAAUAUCUUUAUGACUUUGCCUUUUCUAUUGUCUUACUCUUAUGAAGAUCUUUAGUUCUGAAGGAGUAAGAGUGUGAAAAGCUUUAUUUUUUCCAGAUAUCUUUAUAUUUCUAUUGUAUUUUUUAGUUAUGUAAUAUGUGCCGCAGAAUUUUUGUUAUUGAACAUGAUCCAGAAUUAUCUAGAAAGAUUCUGUAUAAGAGGGCAAGAGACUCCCUGAAACCUAGAAGACAUCUGUCCAUGCUAUAUGUGGAUUGCUUUCUUGCAUGAUAUCCAGGGUUUUCCCAAACUGUGAGAAGGUACACUAUAAUAUUUAUUGAAGUCAUUUGGAUUACAUAAGACAACAUUCCCAGUCUACAAUGAGGAUGAGUACAUUAUUUUCAGAUCCUGCAUGUGUUUUCCUCAUCUUAAUAAAAGCUAUUUUCAUGUAGAAAAUUAUUUGCCUCUUGAUCAAAGACCCAUCAGAGCUAUAAGAAUGCAUAGUUCUAACUGGAAAGUUCCCUUUGGCUGCUGUGACAAUUUAAAUGUCAGAUGUUUGCCUAGCUUUGAUUCUGGAGAGGCUGAUCAGGAGAGGACUGUAUCAGGCUAGUAUUGACUUUGAGGUCUUUUCUCCAUGUCCUGUAGUUGGAAGCUCUUCAGAGACUGCUCAGUGUUUCACUAACCUGUAUAUCUUGAGGAAAAUAGUUUCAGACAUUUUAUUUUCAAAAGAAAGCUGAAAGUCUUAUUUGAUAUAGUGUGCUAGGUGCCUGAAAAGAAAUAGAAUAUAGUAACAAUGAAGAUUUGGUAAAUGAUUAAAUGUGAUCUGCACAGCGUUGAAAAACUUCUUUCUUCAUCUUCUGUGUAGAGAUGAAACCGUACCUAACACACGCAUGCAGAUUUCAUGCUCCAUAACACUUCCCUUUUUAUUUGCCUUUCUCUAAUGGUGUGCAUGGAAUAUGCCUUAUUACAGAGUUAUUCUGUUAAUUUGACUAUGUAGAAAAGUGCCUAUAUGGUAAUGUUAGUAAGGCAAAUAAGAUGAAAAUUUGUACAUGUUUACUAUAUCACUAGUGAGCAUUUUAUAUACCAACUUUAAAAAAACAAAUCUUAUACCUCAAAUGUACUUCAUCUUUUUACAAUCAACCAAGCAGUGGUAUAUUCCACCAUAGACACUGAUGGGAACUUUAAAAAAAAAAUCCAAAAUAGAAAGAGUUUAACUCCUUAUUUGCCAUUUCUGGUAAUUGUUGGAACACGGGCAAGUUUAUUAAUUUAAUUGGAUAGCUUUAUUUUACAAAGGUAUGGAAAGUUUACAAAGCAGUGUAUAAACUUAUAUCAUUAGUUGCAUUUGCACUAAAUGUGGUGUACUUUUGCGAUUUAUUCUGUAAAUAAAAUUACACUACAGAUACUAUUUGUAAAGAAAUGUUUUACUUUUAGAUAAAGGCACUGGUACUUCACUGUAGCUAGCCCUGCCCAGAGCUGUAAGAGGCUUUUUAAAGAAUUUAGAAGGAGUUGCAUGACUGAGAAAUCAGUAUAAAUUCACCUUUUUAAAAAAGAAGGAAGAAGGCCUCUCAGAUUGUCCUUGUGAGUAGCUAUUAGAUCCUGUCUUCUGGAAGGGAUUUUGCUUUUAGACAAUUUGCCCUGUCUCUUGAGCCCAUCCCUCUUUUCAGUCACUGUCACAUAUCUGUGCAUUGUGAGUUCAUUUCUUCCUGUUAAUGGAUCAGUAGAAUUUAUGCAGCUGUGGUGGUCUUUGCAGAAGCAGCUCCUGACUCUAGAAUGAACCACUUUGAAAGGCUGAAAAUGCAGCAGUCUUCUCCAUCAGAUAUCAUUCUCUGACUAUCUGCAUCUGUUUGGAGAAUUUCAAUGUUGCCAAACUAGAUCUGAAGGGCAUAAUUUGAUAGUACUUGUACUGGGAAUGAAGAUGAGACAGUCAUUGUUAUUCUGUCUGAGAACCUGAACAUUUUUGACGAAUUUAUCUGUGAAAAAAUGUGAUGCACUUUGAAAAAAACCUUACCUUUUACUUAGUUGGGCUGAGCUGGCUUAUCUGAAGUUGUGCAGAUUCUCUUUAAUCAGAUUGUCCACCUGUAUUUUUGUCAAGUUGUACAGAUAAUGCUGUAUUUGAAUUACCACUGUUUAUUUACAGACUUAAAACAUGAAUCAUAUUUUUGAGUACCUUGAGUGUGUAGAGUUGUAACUGUUCUAUAAUAGCUUUAUGAUUCUAAUCAUAAGUUUUAAAAGUUAAAAGAAGUUGGCUCUUACAUGUUACAAUCACAAAUUUAAAACCAGUAUUUAAAAGUGAAAGGUAUUAAAAAUUAUGAAGAAAAA
Molecule: messenger RNA, 5384 nt
Organism: Pipra filicauda (Wire-tailed manakin)
Lineage: Eukaryota; Metazoa; Chordata; Aves; Passeriformes; Pipridae
Gene: CERT1
Product: ceramide transporter 1
Exons: 18
Coding region: 602-2476 (624 amino acids)
Biological process (GO): ER to Golgi ceramide transport
Cellular component (GO): Golgi apparatus
Molecular function (GO): phosphatidylinositol-4-phosphate binding
Source: RefSeq, a predicted model, not a curated record